Anastrepha ludens (Mexican fruit fly) is the source of this 1431-nucleotide messenger RNA. RefSeq lists its product as uncharacterized. The record is from RefSeq and is a predicted model, not a curated record. Gene Ontology annotation, molecular function: nucleic acid binding. The transcript has a single exon. The coding region runs from base 1 to 1431 and encodes 476 amino acids. NCBI's taxonomy places the organism in Eukaryota, Metazoa, Arthropoda, Insecta, Diptera, Tephritidae. Gene Ontology annotation, biological process: DNA integration.
AUGGUCAGAUACAAAACAGCGAAGGACCUUAUACUUUCAAAUAUUGUUAGAUAUAUAACUGAAGGGUGGCCAAUCAAAUGUGACAAUAUUGAAUACAAGCCGUACUUUAACCGGAAAGACAGCAUAAAUAUAGUCGAAGGUUGUUUAAUGUUCGGUCGACGAAUUAUAAUACCAACAAUUUUCCAAAGGCGUAUACUUAAAGAAAUUCAUCGUGGUCAUCCAGGAAUACAGUAUACUAAAGCCAUUGCGCGCAACUACGUGUAUUGGUCGAACAUCGACGCUGACAUUGAAAAUAUGGUCAAAACCUGUCCGAACUGCAUCGCAGCGGCCAAAAUGCCAACGAAGACGAGUUUACAUCCCUGGCCAAAGCCUUCCGGACCAUGGGAGCGACUUCAUAUUGAUUAUGCUGGUCCAAUUGAUUCGUAUUAUUAUCUUGUAGUUAUCGACGCGUUUUCAAAAUGGCUAGAAGUAAUUCGAACAAAAUCGAUUACAACAGCGCUAACGAUUUUUAGUUUGAAUGAAAUUUUUGCUAGAUUUGGAUUGCCGAAAACAAUAGUAUCUGAUAAUGGCACUCAAUUUACCAGUCACCAAUUCCAGCAAUUUGUAGCAGAGCACGGCAUUCAACACAUUCGCAGCAGUCCUUACCAUCCCAUGUCCAACGGUCAAGCUGAGAGAAUUGUGGAUACAUUCAAACGGGCACUAAAAAAGUUGAACGGAGAGGGGGUAUCUGCACAAAAUCUUAUAGUAUUUUUACAAGUUUACAGAUCCACACCAAAUAAGCAGAACGAAGAAAACAAAUCACCGGCCGAAGUGUUACUCGGAAGACAGACACGACUAAAACUCGAUUUGCUUAAGCCAACUUUUUCUACUGAGCCUGCAAUUUAUAGCGAUAAACAACUUAAAAUGAAAAAUCAGUUUAAUAGAAAGCACGGUGUUAAGCAAAAGCAUUAUGAGAUCCAAGACGUUGUUUUUAUAAGCGUGCACAAAAGCAAAGACAGUUUCAAAUGGAUGAAAGGAACGGUGGCUGAACGCAUGGGGAAAGUUUUGUACAACAUACGAUUGCAGAUGGGUAAGAUUAUUCGAUGUCACGCGAAUCAAAUGCGAAAAUGUUUUGAAGGAAGCUCAUCAGUGAUGGAAAACGAAGCUGUAUGCAAUGACAAAAGACUGGCGGAAGCGUUUCAAUUAUAUGAAAUCGCACCACAGCAUGCUUUAAACCAUAAUCCUACACCAGCUAAUAAUCCAAACGAGGCGUUGGAACAGUUGGAACAGUUACCAUUACCAUCACAAUCUGAGAUUGGAGCAACUAACAAUGGACAGUCACGCGAUAAUGAUAUGCAAAGCAUGGGGACUGGAAACCAAACCACAUCAGUGCAACCGUACGUACGACCGCAACGUAUUCGUAAACCAGUUGACCGUUUUAAACCAACUUGA